Messenger RNA from Anneissia japonica, 1210 nucleotides. RefSeq lists its product as uncharacterized. NCBI's taxonomy places the organism in Eukaryota, Metazoa, Echinodermata, Crinoidea, Comatulida, Comatulidae. Gene Ontology annotation, cellular component: external side of plasma membrane; extracellular matrix. Gene Ontology annotation, biological process: cell migration. The record is from RefSeq and is a predicted model, not a curated record. The annotation marks the transcript as partial. Gene Ontology annotation, molecular function: extracellular matrix binding; extracellular matrix protein binding. The transcript is spliced from 5 exons.
CUUCCGAUUCGCUUAGAAUGACGUGGAACAGUAAAAUGUAAAGAUAAAGCAAAUCGAGUGGAAUAUAUUUCUAAACUAUCCUACGUUCCAAAAUAUGCCGGACGUAAGUCAAAGACCGCAUGUGUCAUCAUUUUAAUUGCAGAGUUUAUGAUAGCAAACAUACCACACUUGAGUUGCUUGUUAACAUAGCGAAAGUUUAACUGUGUUACUAUUCCGAGCAGGACAAUGUGCUGGACCUCCGAGCUAUCACGGCAACCCACUGCUGGCUGUAUUCUAAAAUCAAUUAUCAUUUGCCUGUUAUUGCCUCCAGGCUUUUCGUUUCAUUAUCGGAGGUCGAAGUAUACUGUUUACCUACUAGAGGAAAAAGAAAUCUGGUUGAAUUUAAAGCAAAUAUGUGAAUCAUCAGGUGGUUAUCUUGCAAGCUUCACAACCGUCGAUGAAUUGAAAUCCGUACUCGAGUAUGUACGAAUGAACUACCCAGACGGUUUGUACGAGAUCGGAUUAUCACGCCAGGCGGGUUUGGAUCGUAACGUUGAUGCAAAUUGGAAGUGGGAAACAGGAGAGGGGUUUAAUUAUUCUAUUCCAUGGGGUAAUAGCCAGCCUGAUUUGAGCAAUUACGAUCAUUGUGCGGUUAGGAUCAGAGUGAGCACUGGGAAUAUGUAUGAUAUUCCAGUUACUGUUAUAAAUCCUAAUGAAAAAUCGAGAGGAUACAUUUGUGAAUAUGGAAUUACUAUCCAUUGUGAAAGGCAUAACGGUGGAUGCUUUGAUCUGUGUGUAGCUGCCCCUGAAUUGAGUAAUAAUUCCGUAAAUUAUUCCUGUUUCUGCCCCAUAAACUCCUUCCAGUUGCAAGAUUGGCUCACAUGUAGGCCUAAUGGAUCAGAAAGGAAUCUUCUGACACCGCCCUCUUCAACAAUCGGUCCACCAGAAGAAGAUCUGACCACACAAAUGAGGACCGAUGAUAUUAACAAUGCAUGUUCUAGGAGCACAAUUUUGACAAUUGGAGUGUUCUUUCUUGGCGUUAUUGCUGGGGUCUUCGGAGUAAUUAGUGCACAAAAAUGCUACUCGAGGAUUCAACAGAGGACACAAAUAGACAAGAGAGGUACAGAUAAAAGAAAGCAAGAUGUAAGCAUUUAUUCUAAUCUAUUUAAUCAGAUUUACCGUCCUAUCCGCUUCGUGCCACAUCUAUCAGGAUCCAGUCAAGUCGCCCCUU